This is a messenger RNA of Xiphias gladius (swordfish), 2286 nucleotides long. RefSeq lists its product as uncharacterized. The record is from RefSeq and is a predicted model, not a curated record. The transcript has 16 exons. Lineage: Eukaryota; Metazoa; Chordata; Actinopteri; Istiophoriformes; Xiphiidae. Gene Ontology annotation, cellular component: motile cilium. The coding region runs from base 1 to 2286 and encodes 761 amino acids. Gene Ontology annotation, biological process: cilium movement.
AUGGAUCAGACAGAUUUACGGACCCAUGUGAGCCCUCAAGAUGUUGUCAGUUACUAUCCCAGUACCUUUACAAGUCCUAAUCCUUGUCCCAAUUCAAAACCCAAUCCCAAUCACAACUCCACAUCCAAUGCAAGUACCAAACGAGGAGAGCAGAGCCCAGAAAAAGGAACAGAGGCUGUGGGAAAACCUAUGCAACUCCACCUUGAUACCAGCCAGUUCUUGAUUGUGAGUCAUGAAGAGGAGAAAAAGGUGGAAAUUAUUGAAGAGGGGCUGAAAAGAGAUGAUGAGAAGGGAUUUCCCACUUCUCUUCUUAGAGGAGAAUACAAUGAGGAGGAGUCUGCAAGAUCCUUCCAGGAGGCUCUCAGACAGUGGAGAGGAGAGACGAUUGAUGGAGCAGGAGUAUCCAUGAGUGAGGAUGCAAUGUCGAUACCUGCUCGACCAGUACCAGUGUCAGCUAUGGCGACUCAGGCUGACCUCCCUCAAGACAGAGAAACUGAAGGACAAGGAAGAGGAGGGGGAUAUGAUAGGGUACCUGUCAGGGUGGAGUUCACAGAAAACAGCCUUACCUACAUGGACAGAUUGCUUCUCAAGAAGCACCGCAGAACACCAAUUGAAACGUAUGAUCCUUCAUUGGCCUUUGGUCCAGAUUUAAAAUCACUACCUAACACAAACACUGAGGAGGAGAUGUGCACGUUUAUAGCUCAGGAGGAGGAGGAUAUUCGCCACUACUGUGCAUCAUUGUUUGCUGUCCCUGUCAGCAGGGGCAGGACUGAGGCUCAGAUUACUACACCUGAACCGUGCCUUGUCAUAGAAGUCCUGGAUGAUACAGACAGAGACUUAAAUGGAGUCUUUGUUGCUGAACAGAGGACAAACAACAACAGAAAGGUAUCCUUGUUUCAGCAGGUCUCCAGCAAUGGAACAACACUGGUACCCCAAACAGCUUUAACAAAUUGUGGGUCCUUGAGAGUCAGCCAGUCUUGUCCCAGUCCAACACAACCAUCCAGACAGUCUCGAGCACCCAAACAACCUAAAACAGCUCAGAAGCUCCAUCUGUCUAAGCCUCAGACUUCCCAAGCAGAACAAUCAAUGAAAUUAUCCUCUAAACAUAUACCAUCAGCAUGCCCCACUGCUGAGACUCCAAGGACUUCACAGACAACAAUGAAGACAUCAACCUCAAAGUCCAGUUGUUGCCUCUCUGUCCAGAAAUCAAAAGCUCAAAAUUCACCACAACUUUUGUCCUCAAUACCACAUUCCCAAACUGAGAUCCUUAAAUUCUCAUGCUCCCCUCUCUCAUUUCCACAUGAUGUGUCUCCUUUGGCUGAGUGUAUCCCAUCACUUUCAUCACAUCCCUUAAAUGUCAUCCAGAAACCUCCUUUAGCUGUGAAAAUGGAGGAGGAAGAUGAGCUAUCAAAAGACAGUGGAGAUGAAAUGUCCAGCGAUAGUCUGGGUCUGGCUCCACAUGAGGAAGGCUCUUCAGAUGAAGAAGCACAGUUGAACAGACGUUUAACGAGAGGGAGAUCUAGAGAGGAAGAGCAAAGGAAUUCUGCCAUAUCUCAUCUAGAAGGUUCCUUUGUUCCUACAGAUGCAAAAAGAGAAAAAGAUUUGCAGACUGAUGAGCCAGAACAGCUGUCAGAACCAUCCAUGGUGAUGCACAACCAGAUCGCUGGGUCUGGAUCAGAGCAAUUCUGUGAUCUGGAUGGGUUUUCCUCUCUCGGUUUGGACUUGAAUUCUGGACACUUUGACUCAUCUGAACACACAUACUGUGACCCACUGCGCACACGGCAAACUUCGCCACAUGACUCAGACCCAACAGGGUCAGAGUCUCAUGGACCAAGCAACAGCCUCAGUACCUACAGUGAGAAACCCCCGGUUUUCAAAAUGAUGGGUUACCAUACGCAGCCAACUGGAAUUCAAAUUCCCACAAACACACCCACCAAGAGAGGAGAAAUAUCAGCAAAUGAAUUAGGAACAUCUGGCAAGUGGUUUCGUCGGUUGUCCUGGGCAGUCCAAGAGAUCAUGGAGAUCUGUAGUGUGGACCAGACUGGUUGUGAGGACCCUGACCUGGACAAUGACACAACUGCACACACACUCCACAGUCUCGAGCAAGAACUCCGGAUCCUGGCCAAGGAAACAGGGACGCAUGCUUCAGUGUUUGGCACAAGAAACAGCGGAAGUCAAGAUCAGCAUGGGAAUCAGCGUUUGACAGGGGACAGAGUCAGAGAGGAACAAAAGGAAGAGGAGGAGGCUGCACAGACAGACUGGCAGAGUGUCCUCUCACUACCCUGA